AUGAACACCGACGCAAUAAUCGCCGACGUCGAGGCUGCGCUCCAUCGUCUCUUGGACCCAUCCACCUCUUCCACUGACAAGAUUCAGCUCGAGCAGCAACUCACAAAUUUUAAAGAGACACCCGAUGCCUGUGUACCUGUACUAUUCCAGCUGCUACGUACCUCUCAAAACGAAUAUUCGCUUUGGUUUGCAGCUACUACUUUGGAAGAAUAUGUGGCUAAAAAAUGGGUUCAUUUCCCCAUUUCCGAGCAAGUAACCAUUCGCCAUUUUGUGUGGGAUUUCCUCCAAUCAGCGUCGUCUGUGCCCGCUUUUGUCCACCGUAAAUUGCGAAAAGUAGUGGCCGAUAUUGCAAUAAUACAAUGGAACGACACGACACAAUUAUGGCCCAAUUUUAUCACCCAAUUGGAAUCUCUUAUAACUGAGGAACGAUCUCGUGAAAAUGGACUCAAACUCUUGAAUGUUGUAGUGGAUGAAUUUGGACGAGAUGAUACGACCAUUUUUGCAACAAUAAAACGGCAAGCCAAAACAAAAUUGAUCCGAGAAUUACCAACCAUUUUGAACCUAUUAGCCAAUAUAUUGCAAAAAUGUAGCCAUGAUCUUCAAUCAAGGGAACAACAUUUGGUCAUGACACAAGAUCACGUGGCGAAUGUUGCAUUGACGACAUUAACUAAUUUAAUUUCCUGGACACCAGUGGUAGAUCAUGUGACGAACUCGUGGCUUUCAUUGCUAUUUGAAUUGGUGAGGAAUUGGGAAAAUGGCUACACUUUACACAUGUGUGUGUCGAGUGCAACGGCAUUGCAAUGUCUAACGGAAUUAAUGAGCAAAAGGUUUGAACCAUCACAAGUGGAUGAGAUUGUAGCGCAAGUGAUGGUUGGAUUGUGUCCAUUGUUGCAAAAGGUAGUAGAGGAUCAAGUGAUUGGCAAAGCGACAGAGCAAUUCUUGGACAAGUUGAGCGCGUUUGUGGAAGUCUUUUUGACGCAACACUUGAAGAGAUUAGAGAAUUCCAAGUAUAGAGAAAUUUUGCCUUCAUUUUUGGAGUCAGUCUAUGCUUUGACGACGAAACAGCCACACGUUGAAGGAUUUCUCAAUUGUCUGAGCAUCUGGGAGGUGUUUGUGUCAUAUCUUGAAGAGGUAGCGCAGAAUGAAAGUGCAGUAAAUGAACGUACGAGAACAGUUUUGACGGCUUAUGAGAAAGGCCUAGUUGCCGUGAUGCUCCAUCUUGUGGAGCGUGUGGGGUACGAGUCGAACCGAAAUCAGUUGGACGAGCUAGACGACGGAGAUGAUGCAGGAACACAUGGUGAUCACGAAGAUGCGGACAACAGUGCAGCUUUUGAUUUGGAAAGUACGGACGCAGUGUAUGGUAUAGCUUCGUUGCAGGACCUGGCGCAAAUUAAAACGCAUGUUGCAAGUGGAAAUACUUCUGGAGGAGCAGCAACGAUAGUGGAGCUUUCAGAGAGGAAGCAGUUUAUUGUGGAUUGCAUUGCACUCAUUCGACGAAUUGCGGCCCUAGCUUCUUGUGCGCCUCCACUACUGGAGCACAUGCUGCCUCGUGUUCAAGAUGCUGCGCAGAAGGUGCUGUUCCACAUCCACGAGAUUCCUGUGAUCGAUCAGCAAUCUGAUCAGUGGCAACAGCAGCGAUGCGUUAUUCGCGACUUCACGGCUAAUUGUGCAAUUCUCUCCAGUGUCUGUGCUUACUAUUACAGCGUUAGCAACGACAUGAACCAACAAAUGGCAGGCUGGCAGAUCCUGCACAUGUUUGUCAAAAUGUCUGAAUACAUGGCGCAGCACAGACUGCACACUCGGGGCGAUGCCUUUGCCGAGUUGCAGUGUGAAGCACUCACGAGCAUCAGGUGUUGCUUGAGUUGCAUCCCAUUCGUGAUCAAGAGUGGUGCAAGACAGGACGUGCUAAAUGCUUCGGAGAGUGUUAUUCAGGUAAUUCUCCAGACACUUGAUACGAGCAUUGUGCCAUCUCCUUUACCGGUCAUGCAAAACUCGAUGCAGCUUCUUGCAAACCUCGGUUUCGUAUUGUCAUACGAAGAUAUGGUCCAGAUCCCGUCCAUGACCCAACUUGAGGCACACGUUCAUCAGUUCAGUUUGCAUUUACCGCUGGCGAUUCAGGGUGGUCUUUACACAUCGAUGUCUAACUCCAUUCUAGAUUCCGCGAUUUCACUACGAGGCAGCAGUGGUGCUGCAGAUGGAUCUUCUCAGCAGUGGGAGAAUGGGUAUGGGUCAUUGUUGGUUCCAAUUCGUGAGUCCAUCAACCAGUCCGCUUUGGCGUUGCAUCAGAAUGAGCAGCGCGUCCUCGAGCAUGCUAUGGUUGCUCAGCUGAGGCGGGACUGCUACUUAGUGCGCUGCCUCGCUCGCUCGGUUGAAACAAAGCCGAAGGUGGCUAAGGACGCAUUCUUUUCUGUCUUUCAGUCAACGCUACCGUCGUUGAUGGCAUUGCUGACGACUUACUUUACAACCAUUCGCAAAAUGGCGGCUUCAAGUACGCCUCAGUCGAAUAAUCAGAUCAAGAGUGCACUAAAAGUAGUGAACGAAAUUGUGCGUGUGUACGCUCAGUUGCUCAAGUCUGUUCGCAAGGAGAUGCAAAAGGAGAAUGUGUCAGCGGUCAUGCGGACGUUCGUGGAGAUCUUCAAUGACUCGCAACUUUCCGGAGUACUUUAUAGCCAAGGAAAUGCAGGACUGAUGGUUCUCUGCGGCUUUUUGCAGCUACUGAAGAUUGUCGUUGAGGAACCGACAUCUGUCUUUUCCUCGUUCUUGCACAACAUCCUUGACUUGUGUUUCGGGCCGCUUAAAGAGCCGAUCUUUUCCCAUCCGGAAAGUGAUUUCGUCAUCCUAAGCUAUUUUGUGGCAUUGGUUGAGCAGUUGCUGGAGAAACACUACCGCUUCUUUAUUGUGUAUUCCGGUCAGUUUACUCCUGAUGGCGCCCGCGAACGCAAUUACGCGUCCGACCAAGCGCACACGUACUUCCUGUCAAUUUUUCAAAGUCUAGCAAGUGUAUUGAGCCGAGAAGGUUCGAAUCUGGCUCCGCGGCUGUGUAAGCAAGUACUUGGGCUGCUGGACCGGGUUGACAAGGCACAGGGGUUGUUUGCUUUCACAGGAUUCCAAAGUGAAUUGCGUAUGGGAUUCCUUUCAACGCUCAUGAAUCUCCUGACGCGUGGCGAGAUGAAUCUGCUUCAAGACGAGGUCAUUCAGCUGCUGUACCGUGUUGCAGCUGUGGACUUUGCGUCUUUCUACCAGGUUUUCCUGCUCGGCUACAUCAAAGAGAUUCUUACGCCGCCGCAGCUUGAGGCAGCGUCAAAGAUGGAAGGCGAGUGCUUGCAGUGGAGUGGCCAGGUAGAUUUUCCUACAUUUUCGCAGGAGGUGGUGGCCUUUUUGAACGAUCUGAAGGUGAUUAAAGCACAAAAUUAA
This is a messenger RNA of Peronospora farinosa, 3414 nucleotides long. The record is from the annotation of a GenBank genome assembly. Lineage: Eukaryota; Oomycota; Peronosporomycetes; Peronosporales; Peronosporaceae.